AUGGCUGCGCAGGAGGUGCAGGACGUGCUGCAGGACGUGCCGGAAAGGCACGUGAAGGCAGCCCUCAAGGCCGUGGAGGACCUAAAGCUUCGGCCAGAAGACCUACACGCCUUGGUCCGCCUGCAGGAUGAGGCUUGCAGGCCCGACGGCAAGGUGCCCCUGAGCCAGAGCUUCGCCUUUUUUUGGCGAACGAGAUGUGGUGGUUGGAGCAAGGAUCGGGGCACUGUGCCUGCUUGUCCUGCUACAGAUGCUACAUCUCCCCGAUGCUGGGAGAAAAAGAUCGAAAGGCCCUGGAGUGUAUCUCCGCCGACUGCCGCUGCAUGUCGGCCAGGCCGGCAAAGAAGCCAGCUGUCAGCUGCCAAGGCUCCGGCAAAGAAACCGGCAGCAGAUGCUGGAGUGGAGCUGCCCGAAGGCGAGCAGCUGCCCAAAAGGGAGCUCACAUGUGAGCUGCCCUCGGUGCAGCCGCCAGAGGGCUGGCAAGCGCCGGUCUUCACUCGGCCGCUGAACGUGGCGGUGCCCUGCACGGGCAUCGAUGGCUGCGGCCACGCUUUGCAAGUCCUCGGCAUCACGGAUGCACGCUUCUCCAUGGUGCAUGAUGUCGAGGGCAGGUACGAGCGCUAUCUGCAGGACCACCUCCCUGCAGAUACGCUUGUCCAUGCGGGCAAGGCAGGAGACAUCACUGCCCUUGCCCGCUCCAUGGACAAGGUCCAGCGGCCCGUGGACGUGCUGGUGAGCGGGCCACCCUGCCCGCCGUGGAGUCUGCAAGGCAAGCGACAGUCCACGCUGGACGCAAGGAGCUGGGUCCUCAUUGCCGUGAUCAAGCUCGCGGUGAUGUUGAUCAUGGUGGGCGAGCUCUCCGCCAUGGUGAUCGAGAAUGUCGUGGGCAUCUCGCAGAAGCUGCCUGGGCAGCAUGAGCCUUUCAUGCAGGCGCGGAAGGAUGUGCUCCUGCGUGCGGAGGUUGCCCAGUUCAGUUGGGGCUUUCACUGCCUCAGCGCGGUGGACUAUGGCUUGCCACAGCAGAGGACGAGAGUCUUUCUCGUCGGCAUCCGCUCAGGCUACGGCGGCGUGCCACAGCCGCUGGGGCCUUUCGGCCGGAGAACUCUUCGGGAGUUCUUGGCACCCGGGCUGCCCCCCGUGGACGUCUCCAAGCUGACGGCCAGCUUGAAGAAGAAUCUGGCCGAUGCUUGGCGGGCGCUGCGGAAGCUGGCCGCUGAGGGCAGCACCGCUUCUGUGGUGUGUUGGCCGCUUGACCGGUCGGAGGGCAUGACGUACCCUCGGAAGUUUUUCUUUGAUGUGGCGCCGACCCUGACGACGGCCAACACCCGCCUCUUCGUCGCCUCCAUGGACGACCUGCACAUGGGGCCGCAGCAGCGUGCCUUCUGGCGCUUCUUGCGGUGCGAGGAGCGGAUGGCUCUGCAAGGCUUCCCGCCGAACACCCUGCAGGGUGAGAGCGACGCUCUGAGGACGAAGGCGUCCGGAAACGCCUACCCGGCCCUGGCAAGAGGCAAGCUGGCAUAUGUGCACCCUUGGCAGGGAUCAGCGGCGGCGAGCCGCUUUGAGGCGCAGAUCAGCAAGGCGGUGGCUGCGAGCGAUGGACAGUCGUCGGCCGCCGAGCAGUCGGCAACUGUGAAGAAGAGGCCUGCAUCGGCCGUGGCUGCUGGGCCAGUGAAGAAGAAGCCGGCUAAGCGAGCCCUCGAAAAGAGCGGCAUUGGGAAGAAUGAGGAUAAUCUUCGAAAGAUGGUGGAUGGUGUAAUCAGAGAUUUGCUGUCCGCUCCGGACAUGUGCUUUGCGCAAGCCAGCAAACUGCUGGCGCAGAUCACGCAGAGCGGCUUGCGCCAAAACCUGAAGGAACUUCUGGUGGAGGCGCUGCAAAGCAAAGUUUCGGCCGACGCUGCCGGCGAGGCUGCUGAGGAAGUUGCUGCCAAGGCCGAGAAGAACACGAAGAAGCUCCAGAAGUGCAGGCAUCUGGAGAACUACCUGCUUGAGACGGAGUGGGAGCAACUUCGUAACCCGAAGCGGUCUUGGGAUGACAAGCUUCGGCUCCUUGCCCGCCGAUACGUGAGCAUCGGCCUGACGUGUCCUUCGGAAAGAACGAGCAAGUAUGCUCUUGUGGUGCUGUUUGUCGCAAACUACAAUGGUGAUGGGGGUAUCAACACCCUCAGCAUCAAUGCGCAGCAGGCCUACAGCUGCUUGCAAGAUUUCAAGACGAUGGUGAAAGCUUUUGCGAAGCAAGGCGAGUACUCCAAGCUCCUGCUCUACCCCGCCAGCCCAGCUGACUUGCCACGGGAGCUUUACUUGCAGGCCUACGGGACCGAAACCCCGUCUGCCAGUCCGCUGGCAGACUCAGACCUGGUCCUUGUGGACUCCGCCUUGCCAGCCCGGAAGACGCACAGCAGCGUGGAUCGGGCCAAGACCCCUUUGCGACUCACAGGCCGGGACACGCACCUGCAGGAGGCUAUGUCCCAGCUCUUUCUGCAGUUGUUUGAAGGCAGAUGCAAUGGAGGCUUCUCUGCAGGCUGCAGCGGAGCAGCACUCAAGAUGCUGCAAGGCGCCCGGAAGAGGCCGUUGGCGCUCAUGAACGGUGGUGAAGACAGCCAGGGCGGCAGCGAGACUGCAAGCCCCGACCAGAAGCGCAGCAAGCAAGCUGUGCAGCAGGCGGAGGAGGAGGAAAGCAAGGAGGAAGCCGCCGAGCCGCUUGCUCUGGAGCCGCCCGAAGCGGAAGAAGCCGUGGAUGACAUAACUUUGAAAAUCGCUGAGCAGCUGCAGCAAGGAAAGGACGAGAAGGCCGCAGCCAGGGCGGAAAAGCCUCAGGCGAAAGCCAAAGCAAAAGCCAAGGCAAAAGCCAAGGCAAAAGCCAAAGCAGAAGCCAAAGCCAAAGCUGUUGGAAAAGUUUUGGACUUUCCAGGCACGGAGGCAAGAGAUGCCAUCAGUGUGGGCAACUUUAGGAUCUACACGGCGGUGAAUUCCCAAGCCUACCGAGUGAGGCCGCUGGGAGAAAAGAAAGACAAGGCUUUCAGCUGGAAAGCGACAAGUGCCGAGGAGGCUUGGAACCGCGUUGUGUCCUACUUGAAGGAGCAGAAAGCGUGA
Symbiodinium sp. CCMP2592 is the source of this 3087-nucleotide messenger RNA. NCBI's taxonomy places the organism in Eukaryota, Dinophyceae, Suessiales, Symbiodiniaceae. The record is from the annotation of a GenBank genome assembly.